Molecule: messenger RNA, 1266 nt
Organism: Fibroporia radiculosa
Lineage: Eukaryota; Fungi; Basidiomycota; Agaricomycetes; Polyporales; Fibroporiaceae
Exons: 6
Coding region: 1-1266 (421 amino acids)
Biological process (GO): translational elongation
Cellular component (GO): nucleus; cytoplasm
Molecular function (GO): translation elongation factor activity
Source: RefSeq, a predicted model, not a curated record
AUGGCAUCCAUCGGUACUCUCUGGACUCAGCCCAAGCAGGACUACGGCAAGAGGAUCCGCGCGAUCGCUGCAUUCGCGGGCCUCACGCUCGAUGCUCCUGAACACUAUGUCCACAACGAGACGAACAAAACGCCCGAGUACCGCGCAAAGUUCCCUCACGGAAAAAUCCCUGCGCUGGAGGCGAAAGACGGUUUCAAGCUGUUCGAGACCCAAGCUAUUGCACGCUACGUUGCUUCGCUCGCACCUAACUCAACCCUAUUGGGCUCGAACCCCAAGGAGGCUGCUCUUAUCGAUCAGUGGGCGGCAUUUACUGACACUGAACUGAAUGCUCCUGGCCGUAUCAUCUGGCAACUCCUCACUAAUGUCAUCACCCCCUACACUAAACCCGUCCACACUACCAUGGUUGAGCGAGUCCAACGCGCACUAGACACCGUUGAGCAGCACCUCGCUACUCGCACAUUCCUAGUCACAGAGCGCAUCACCCUUGCCGACAUCACGCUCGCAUCAGUUGUACAGCGUCAAUUCACUUUCUGUAUUGACGCACCAAUGCGCGCGAAGUUGCCAAACCUUCUACGACACUUCGAGACGGUCGCAAAUCAGCCUUCGAUCAAAGAAGCUUUCGGCGAGAUUGUAUACUGCGACAAAGCGACACAGUAUACUCCUCCCGCGAAGGAGAAGAAAGAACCGAAGCCCGCUGCACCGCUCGCACCUAAAGCAGAAAAGAAGCCCAAGGCAAAGGAAGUGGAUGAGGAGGAGGAUGACCUUGUUCCCGAGGAGCCGAAGGCAAAGAACCCCCUUGAUUCCCUCCCCAAGUCCACCUUCAACCUCGAGGAUUGGAAGCGUGCAUACUCUAACAAGGACACUCGAGGAGCUGGUGGGUCGCUGGAGUGGUUCUACGAAAACUUCGACGCCGAGGGCUUCUCCAUCUGGCGCGUGGACUUCAAGUACAACUCCGAGCUCACACAGACAUUCAUGUCGUCGAACCAAAUUGGCGGGUUCUUCAAUCGUCUGGAGGCCUCGCGCAAAUACUUGUUCGGCUCCAUGGGCGUACUUGGCCAGACAAACGACUCUAUCAUCACGGGUGCACUUAUCGCGCGUGGACAGGACAUCAAGCUGUCUGUAGAGGCUGCGCCCGAUUGGGAGUCGUACGAGUACAAGAAGAUUGAUCUCAGCGACGCUGCACAGAAGGCAUUCUUCGAGGCUGCCCUCGCUUGGGAUUUGGAGGUCGAUGGUAAGAAGUGGGUGGAUGGUAAGAACUUCAAAUGA